Molecule: messenger RNA, 6843 nt
Organism: Monomorium pharaonis (pharaoh ant)
Lineage: Eukaryota; Metazoa; Arthropoda; Insecta; Hymenoptera; Formicidae
Gene: SCAP
Product: sterol regulatory element-binding protein cleavage-activating protein
Exons: 13
Coding region: 643-4617 (1324 amino acids)
Biological process (GO): SREBP signaling pathway
Cellular component (GO): Golgi membrane; endoplasmic reticulum membrane
Molecular function (GO): protein binding; sterol binding
Source: RefSeq, a predicted model, not a curated record
GAGAUUAUUGCUCAUUCGCUCGCUCGAGUUGUUACGCGAGCGAUGACGUGACGCGCCGUCGUGCGGGCGCGGCGGCGACUCGCACGUUCCUCGUCGAAGAGCGCACCGCGCGAAAUCGAUUCCCAACAAGUAGCGGCGCUUUCCCCCCCCCCCCCCUCCUCCCCGCCGUACCGUCGCCGCCGCCGCCACGCCGCCGUUUACUAAUGCGCCGCAAAAACGAGCGCCGAACCUAACCUCCAACGGCCGCAGAGCCGCGUGCGUCGCACGUCCGCAGUUAUUUUCCCUUUGUUUUUUUCUCUCUUCACACUCCGCCUGACUUAUCGCACGUCAGCUCCUCGUCGCUCCACGUCGUCUCCCGCCGCUUCUCUCAGUCAGUCUUGUCCGCGCGCGGCGAAGCGCGGGACCGAAAGGGGGAACCCACCGAAUUGCGCGCCGUCGUCAUCGGAGGGCGAUCGAUAAGAUCCCCGAGUGUCGUCGAUCAUUCGGACUGCACAACACAACAAUCCCGGACGUGGAGCGUCGCAUCGCGUGGGAACGCAUCGGCGAUGAAGCGGGAUGACUAGACGAUGCCGUCAUUCUCUAUGGGCGGCACGGCGGUUUGCAAUCGGGGGAUGUCGCACGGACGGUGCUCCUAGGUGAGAGAUGUCUCGCAGUCUGCCGGACCGAGUGGCCGGGCUCUAUUAUGCCCACGGCCUCUUCUGCUCCUCCCAUCCCGUCAUCGUGCUCUCGCUCGCGAUAUCGGUUCUCUUAUUAUGCUGCUGUCCGCUCGUCAAUCUGCCCAUGCCGGGCAACGCACCGAAAACCCUGAUCAACAACACUGUCCUACCAGCGAAUGGCACAGAGACCUCGGUACUGUACGUCCAGCAAGUAGUGCUAAGAGUCGGAGUGAUACCAUGGAGCGAGGACCUGACACUGAUGGACGCCUUCAGGGGACCCCUGUACGAGGUGUUCAAUCUCUUGGAGAUCAUACAGAACUAUCAGCAUCCAGAAACAUUGAAAACACUUGGCCAGGUAUGCUUGCAUAUCGAAGCAGUGAAGAAAAGUGGUAAGAAGACCGAGGUCUUACCAGAAUACAACUGUCUCGUUUUAUCUCCCGCGAAUCUCUGGCAACAAAGUAUAGAGUUAUUUGCUCAAGAUACAAAUCUCAUUAAUACAAUAUUUUCGUAUCAGAAUUUUCAAAGAGGUAAGAUAAGUCUUGCAGAAGUAAUGUUUGGAAUGAGCUUGAAAGAAACUGGAGUGAAACGGUAUCCUGCUCGGGUUCGCCAAAGAAUCCUUCAAUAUGCCGUAACCAUUUACUUGAAAAAAUAUGAUAAGGAAUUCAUAAAAGGAUUGCAGAACCGACUGAGAACUUACUAUCAUCUGCAUCAAAACGUUGACAAUAACACGGAUGUUGAUGCGCGUGAAGAUAUAUUGAGUAUUUUUUAUCCCGGUGAAUUCAAUUAUAGUGAAUUCUUUCCACUGAUGAUGACUUCCCUAGCCUUAUUUUUUUACGAGUACUUCCAAGUGCGAAAAAUAGAACUGGUAAAAUCUAAGAUUGGCAUUGCGUUUAGUGCCAGUGUGACGGUGAUGGGUUCACUAUCGAUGACUAUGGGUGUGUGCUUCUUCUUCGGUCUGACAUUGAGUAUGAGCGCCAAGGAGGUAUUUCCGUAUCUAGUGAUUAUCUUCGGCCUUGAAAAUGUUCAGGUGUUGACUAAGAGUGUCGUCAGCACGCCUGCCCAAUUAGACGUAAAAAUACGCGUCGCUCAGGCCUUAUCUAAGGAAGGAUGGUCCAUUACAAAGAAUCUACUCACGGAAGUGACGAUCCUGACUAUCGGGUUGUUCACCUUCGUUCCCGCUAUUCAGGAAUUUUGCAUAUUCGCCAUUGUCGGGCUAUUCACCGAUUUCUUCCUGCAAAUGGUAUUCUUCUCGACGAUUCUGGCGAUUGACAUUAGACGUACGGAGCUAUCUAAUGAGAACUCCAAGUUUCACCUGUCGCAUAUUCAGAUGUCGCGCAAACAACAGUUCACCACUACCAUUACCAACAGGAAACCCCAUAUAUUCCGCUCCAAGUCUCAUCCGAGAUUAAACGGUCUGUCUGCAGGCCCGACGAAUGUUAUUGCCCCGAACACGCAGAAUACGCACACGCUGGCCAAAAUACCCAAGCGUUUAAAAUUAGUGCAUUUCUGGGCGCGGACGCGAAUUUUCCAGCGCGCAUUUAUGGUGUGGAUGAUCGUCUGGAUAAGCAUGACUAUCAACAAUUCCGGCAUUAUUGAACACAUAAUACAUCUUAGCGAGACAUUAAAGCCGGAAACUGACAUUGACGGAUAUACGGUUGACAAGCCUCAAUCGUUAAAUUAUGUUGAGCCAAAUACGGCAACACCUAUAUCCGUAUCACCUGCAACUAUGACCUCGGACAAUUUACACGAACAGGAUUUAACUGAUAAUGUAACAGAGGAAUUAAACAAGCUAAGACCUGUGGACUUUCCACCUUGGAAUAGUUUAUCGUUGUAUCACUGGUCUUCGAUUCUCUCGAUGUAUAACGUGUCGAUCGCUGGAGGACGAGUAACUAUACUACCGACGAUAAAGUUAUCGCACGCGGUAAGCCCGCAAUUAGCAAAACAAAUCAGCAAUCCAAAUGACGUUCAACACUUCCAGUGGCAGAGUCUUGCUACCGCCGCGCUCGAUCCUUUAGAUUUUUCAGAUAUGGAGGUACCAUCGAGAUCGGAACGACGUGUAUUUAAUGCGGACGCACCUUUCGUACCGUCGAGUCCAAUGGAAAUAUUUCUGGCCGCUCUGCUAUGUCUCAUCAGCGUAAUCGUGGUCGCUUAUACGAUGGUCGUAUUAUAUCGUUGUAUCUGCUCGAGAAAUUACGCAGAAUGGCGAGCCAGCUGGCAUCAGCAGGAAAAGACGCACGACUCCGUUACUCAGUUAGUGCUGGAGGUAGCACCUUUGGUUCUGGAAGGUCACAAUCAGGAAGUAGAGUGUAUCGCAACGGAUGGCAAUACUGUCGCUAGUACAUGUUUAGCGGGACACAUAAGAAUAUGGGACACAACGUCUGGCGAACAAUUGGCACAUAUUGAUAGACGACAAUUCUUCAGCGGUCCGCCGAAAACGUUGAGUCAAAUGUCACCGGAUGCCGACGAGCUAAUGUCGGAUUACGAAAGUGGCUCGCCGCCCUCUAGAGGAGAGAUGGAAGCGGUGCAGUCGAUGGGACUUUAUUCACCGGCUUCGAUGUAUCAGACAAAAUUAUCGCCCGCUUAUAAUAUGCGAAGGAUUAACAGCAAUAACAACAAUCACAAAAGAAGAUCUGUAGGAAACACGUUAGAUUACGAUUAUCAAAUUAACGAACUCGGUAGCGAGAAUAAACAGAAAUUAUUACGACGGAGCUUAGGCAGCGCUUACGAUCUUCCCGAUCUAAAACCAGCCAUUAACAUUAAAUUCUCAAACAUAAAAUAUACACCAUCGCAACAGAAUUACGAUCAAGGUUUCGACUUUGGGGAGCGAUAUAAAAUCUUAUUAGAUGAGCACAAUAAGUCGAUCGAAGAGAUGCAAAAGUCUAAAGCCAGAGAACAUAUGAAUGUUCUUUUCACGAGAUCAAACAAUUUAGUUGAUAGCACAUCCUCCAUAAAUACUGAUCGCACGUUACAAUCAUCUCACGUUAUAUCGGCGAUUUGGUGCAUGGAUUAUCAGGAAAAUCUCAUAGUAGUGGGAUGCGCUAAUGGCAGUCUUGAAUUCUGGGAGGGUACGACCGGUAGAUUCAAGUGCCUCUUCGAUGAUGGAUCAGGACUUGGAAUCUCUGCCGUUAGACUUGUCGGUAGCAGAGUAGUCGCAGCUAAAUUGAAUGGAACUGUCGAUUUUCUGCAACUUGAGAGCUACAGUGAAGGUCAGCAGAUUGACUGGGGUUUCACAUCUUACAGAAGAACACAUGUGCGAACGGGAAGCGCUGGUUCGCCCAUGGACCUAAAUAACGCUAUGCAAACAGAGGAAGACCUGCGCUGUAUGAAAAUUGGUUCUCAUAGGGCACAUCAACAAGCGAUUACUGUUUUAGAUAGCGAAGGUGGACGCGUAUUAACAGGCAGCCAGGAUCACACCUUAAAAGUAUACAGACUAGAAGAUCAGCUACCCCUAUAUACACUUCAUGGACAUUGUGGUCCGAUAUCGUGCCUCUUUAUCGAUAGAAUAAGUCCCAUGACAUCUGGCAGUGGGUCGCAAGAUGGAUUAUUGUGUGUGUGGGAUCUUUUAACAGGAGCAUGCGUGUAUAGUAUUCAAGCUCACGAUGGUGCUGUAGCCGCUAUCACAUGUUCAGUGUCUUAUGUGAUAAGUAUCGGAACAGAUGAAAGACUGUGUGUCUGGGAACGUUUUCAAGGACACUUAUUACAUACUUUGCCAGCACAUAAAGCAGCUUAUUGUUUACAGUUGGUGAUGUUAACGCAUCAACUUCUCAUAACUAGCAAUCAGGGAUCAUUAGUAGUUUGGGAUGUAAGAACGGGCGAGCCAGUGCGAGAAGUAAGAUUGGGUCAUAAAGACAGCUGCAUUUUCAUAAAGCAAAUGUUGGCGUUAAGGGACAGCGUCGUCUGCGAUUACGGUCGACAGUUAAGAAUAGUCAGAUUUCCAUUGGUUUCUGAUAAACUGGACUAAAUUCUUCAUAAGCGCGUGUACAUAGCCGUUUGAUUCUUUAUCUAGCAUUAUUAUUUGAAGAAGUCUUAUGUUUAUUAGUCUGUCUAGAUCUUAUAAACUAUAGAUUUUUAUACAACAUAUAUCGCGUGUAUCUUCUAAAGAAUGAUGUAUAUUUUCGAUGUAAGUUUAUGUUAUAUAAUAAUAUACGUCUUUACGGGAAUAUAUUUUUUAUCCGAUAAAAUGCUAUAUACAGGAAUAAUUACAUUUUCGAUUUUUAUGCUAUCGAUAUUAAUAAUAUAAUCGAUUAUAAUUAAACACCAAUUGAAAAGAUUGGAAGAAAUGAAAAUUAUAUAGUUAUUAUGUAAUUGUACGCGUUCUUAUUCAUAGUUUUAUUUAAUGUAAAUAAAACUAAUUCAGAAUUUUGAACUUGAUGACAAUGUAAAACAACAAUUUUGGCAUGCGUUUAUUUGAUAUUUUAUUACGUGCAUAGUGGCUGUGCUUCAUUUUGGAACAUGUUCGCUUUCGUUAUGUAAUAUAAAAAACGCUUAAUGUUCUAUUUAAACAUUUUUAAUUGUUUUACGAUAACUAUCAUCGUGAUAAUAUACAUGCAUUUGUAAAACCGUUGUUGUUCUCUAAUACAAAGACAUAAUAUAAAAGUGACUUUAACAACAAUAUUACAGCAAUGAUGCAAUAAAAAUAAUAAUGCAUCUAUAGAAAAUUGUAAGUAAUUUUAAAUAUUUCUGUCUAAAAAAUGAAUGUUAGAGAGAAUUAUGGAAUUUAUAAAAAUUUAUUUAAAAAUGUAUCUGCUUUCACUUCUUGAAAUCAAAUAAUGUCAUAAUGUCAUAUUCGUUGAAAUUGUAGUAUUUAUGUAAAACUUAUUUAUGAAUGUUUACGCACAAGUAAAUUUUUUGUGUAGAUGAAAAUGAACCAACAUUGUGUGCAUCAGGUUUUAAAAGUGCCUUUAUCAUAUCCGUCAUUUUCAUCUUCAUAUCUAGAGAAAAGAAGAGAAAUAAAAACGUAGACAAACAUAAUAAAAAGAAAUAAUUUUGUUCCUCAUUACAUAAUAUAUGUUAAGUGAAACGAAUUUGAGAAUAUAUUUUCUAUUUAGUUAGAAUUUUGCAGAUGUAUCUUACUAAUUUAUCUAAUAGCGUAACAAUUAUUUUUAAAUAUUUUGUAUUUAUUACUACUAUUAUUUAACGGAAAAAAUUGAAUAUACUCGAAUUAUUUUAAAAAUCUUAGAACUGUAACUGUUAUUUUUAAAUAUGUCUGUUGUGUAAUGUUACGGCUUAGAUUAAUUUAUUUUAUGAAUAUAUAAAGAGUUAAAUAUGUAAGAUAAUUCUUUUAAUUACAUGUCAAUAUUUUAUCUAAUUUUAUAUAAUAAUUUUCGAGAAAUAAUACGUAUAAAAUUUUUUUUAAUUUUGAAAUCAUGUUCUGAAAUGUUGACGUAUAAUUAAAAGAAUCGUCCUGCGUAUACUGAUUAUGUACGUCAUUUGUGAACAUAUCUCGCCGAUUCGAUUGAUUAGAUUUCUACUCAUGAUCAUUAUACUAAACGUCAGUUUACGUAAUUUUAAAAACAAUUUCUUACUGGCGAUCAUCACUUUGAACAAAAUGACGUGUGCUUUUACUUUAUGCCUAUUAUGGACUAUAUAUAUAUAUUUAUACACAAUAAUAUGUGUUAUCUCAAUCAAUAUAAGGAAGGUAUGCUUCUUUACUUGCUUUUUACUUAACAUGGCAGCUACAUUGAAGUUUCUUCAAGAGUAUAUAAUGUUAUAUAUAAAGAGAUAUAGUUCUUUAGGAAUGAGUGCAUGUGUACUAUAUGUAUGUUGUUUUUAAUUUGUUAUAUGUAACUUUAUUUUGUUACAAACAAUCGAAUUUGUUGGCGAUUUCGAAAAAUGUAAUAAAUUCUUGCUUAAGAUAUAUGGAGCCAAAAUCAACUUAUUAAAUAGUUGAAUAUCCGUAAACAAUGACAAUUAACUCAGGAAUAUUGGCGUAUCGAGCAAUAAUGCUAAUAAUACAUGCAGAAAAACAAUUUUCUCGAUUCUGAUUUUUGCAAAGUAUUUUUUAUAUAAUAUGUUUUAUCGUAUAUAUAUUAUUGUUACAUUAGAAAAUUGUAAUUUGUCAACUACGUGCGCAGAUGGUAUUCAUAAAAUAAGUCGAAUUAUACUUAUACGUCAUUUCUCGUGAGUUAAUCAUUUUAAACAGAAUGUGUAGUACUGUUUUUACCAAUAAAUAGUUUAGUUUCUGAUA